GCUGCCCGGGACCGCCCGGCAACGGCCCCGCGCGAGCCCGGGGACAGCCGGGAACGUCACCUGCUGAGCGAGAUGGCCUCGCUGAGCGUAAAGCCGGGCCAGCGGUUCACCCUGCCGGACUGGCAGAACAACGCCCACCGCAUCUCGGCCGAUGCCGAACACCAGCGUUCUACUUCCCACCAAAUCCGGCAGGAAGCACGAGCUCUCCGCAACGACACCGGCAACCAGGCGAAAUGGGAUGAGUGUGACACCCGAACCCGCCUGAAGGAUCGUAUUACCAGCGUGGACAGAUGGAGAGAGGUCCUGGCCAGAUGCCUCACAGACAUAGACUUGGAAAUCGAUGCCUUAACCAAAGUGAAGGAGGCAGCAGAAGAUGCCCUCCAGGCAAAGAACUUGUGUUUGGAUGUUGCCAUCGAGUGCCUGACGUUCCGCGAGAGCCGCCGCGACAUCGACGUGGUGAGGGACCCUGUGGAGGAGGAGCUGCACAGGGAGGUGAAGGUGAUCGAGAAAGCCAAGAAGGAGCUGCAGCAGCGAGUGGACGAAGCCUUCACACAGCUCUGCCUCCUGAAGGAAGCUCGGCAGCAGCUGAACUGUGACCACCGGCACAAGGUGGAGGCGUUGGAUCUGGAUCGGCAGUGCUUGUCCUUCAACGUCACCUCCGGCAACAUCUCCUUCAAGGUCAACCCAACGCGGAUCCCAGACGGAACAACUGCACUUCGUGAGUGGGAACUGAACAGCCAGUGCAACAAGGAUCGUGCUGAUGCAGAAAUGAAAGCCUCGAUUGACCUCCGAGGAGCCAUCAUGCUCACCAUUGCCCAGACAAACAAUGAGCUGGAUGCUCAGCGGAUAGCUACGGAGUUUGCCUUGAGGAAGAGGAUUAGAGACAUGGAAGGAGCCCUUAGUGAACUGAGAUGGCAAGAGAAGAAUACCUUGGAGGAAAUUGCUGAGAUGGAGGAGGAAAUCCGCUGUGGAGGUUUUGGUUGGAAAGGACCUUAA
This is a messenger RNA of Lepidothrix coronata (blue-crowned manakin), 996 nucleotides long. It is a transcript of the gene TEKT2, whose product is annotated as tektin 2. Bases 73 to 996 code for a protein of 307 amino acids. Lineage: Eukaryota; Metazoa; Chordata; Aves; Passeriformes; Pipridae. Gene Ontology annotation, cellular component: nucleus; microtubule cytoskeleton. Gene Ontology annotation, biological process: cilium movement involved in cell motility; cilium assembly. The transcript is spliced from 9 exons. The record is from RefSeq and is a predicted model, not a curated record.